Messenger RNA from Centropristis striata (black sea bass), 2078 nucleotides. Its product is annotated as 5-aminolevulinate synthase, non-specific, mitochondrial-like. Lineage: Eukaryota; Metazoa; Chordata; Actinopteri; Perciformes; Serranidae. The transcript is spliced from 11 exons. Gene Ontology annotation, biological process: erythrocyte development; heme biosynthetic process; hemoglobin biosynthetic process. The record is from RefSeq and is a predicted model, not a curated record. Gene Ontology annotation, molecular function: 5-aminolevulinate synthase activity; pyridoxal phosphate binding. Gene Ontology annotation, cellular component: mitochondrion; mitochondrial matrix. Bases 58 to 1965 code for a protein of 635 amino acids.
UUUAAAAAUUACAUUCCUCUCCGGCAUCACUGCUCAUAGAUUAGUGUGGAGUCAGUCAUGUUUCGAAAGACAUUUUUCAUCUGGUACAUCAAGGUGGACUGGGAUUCCUGCAGGUCCAGAGUAUCUCAUAUGGACGCAGUGAUCCGUCGGUGCCCGUUCCUCUCUGUUGUGCCCAGUUUUGUCCUGCAGCUGACUGGGAAGUCUUCGUUGGUGAACUAUGCUAGAAGAUGUCCCGUGAUGAUGGAGCUGGUCUCCAGGCCUCUGGCCAGAGCUCUGUCCUCUUCUGCUUCUGCAUCUAAAGGCACCACAACAAGUGAUGAUCAAAAGCAUGAAAUCAAGUUGCCACCAGGCCACAUAUUGCCACCUGCUGGCCAGGCUGUAGGCUCCAAAUGCCCUUUCCUGGCUGCAGAAAUGGUGCAUAAAAACACCAGGGUUGUGAGAGAGGCCAGUAUCGAGCUGCAAGAAGACGUCCAGGAAAUGCAUUCUGUUCGCACAGGGAAAAAAGAUGUAUCGGUUGUGGAACUUAUUGAGGCAGAUAAGGCCAACAAAAGCUUGCCAAUAAGCCUUUUUAAACCUGCAUCUUCCAAAGUGUCUCACCUAUUAAAGGACAAUCUGCCUAAUGUUGUCAGCUUCCAGUAUGACAAGUAUUUUGAAAAGAAGAUUGAAAAUAAGAAGACGGAUCACACAUACAGGGUUUUUAAGACAGUGAACCGAAGUGCCUCCACAUUCCCCAUGGCAGACGAUUACUCUGAGUCUUUACAUGCAAAGAGAGAUGUGUCAGUGUGGUGCAGCAACGACUACCUCGGUAUGAGCCGCCACCCCAAAGUCACACAGACAAUCAUGGACACUGUACGGAAGCACGGUGCUGGCGCUGGAGGCACACGAAACAUUUCAGGGACGAGCAAAUUCCACGUUGAACUUGAAAACGAGCUAGCUGACUUGCACAACAAGGAUGCUGCACUUCUGUUCACUUCCUGCUUCGUAGCCAAUGACUCGACGUUGUUUACUCUGGCAAAAAUGCUACCAGGUUGUGAAAUCUACUCUGACGCUGGCAACCAUGCCUCAAUGAUCCAGGGUAUUAGAAACAGUGGAGUCAAGAAGUUUAUCUUCCGUCACAAUGACGUCAGCCACCUGCAAGAGCUGCUUGAGAAGUCGGACCCCUCCACUCCAAAGAUUGUUGCCUUUGAGACGGUGCAUUCAAUGGAUGGGGCUGUGUGCCCACUAGAAGAGAUGUGUGAUAUUGCCCACAAAUUUGGUGCCAUUACCUUUGUGGAUGAAGUUCAUGCUGUGGGCCUGUAUGGGCCCAGAGGAGGGGGGAUCGGGGACAGAGACAAAGUCAUGCACAAGAUGGACAUCAUCUCUGGUACUCUUGGCAAGGCGUUUGGCUGCAUGGGGGGCUACAUCGCCAGCACCAGCACCCUGGUGGACACGGUGCGCUCCUACGCUGCAGGCUUCAUCUUCACCACCUCCCUGCCCCCCAUGCUGCUGGCGGGGGCAAAGGAGUCCAUCAAGGUCCUGAAGAGUGAGGAGGGCCAGGUGCUCCGGAGGAAACAUCAGAGGAGCGUCAAGCUGCUCCGACAGAUGCUGAUGAACUCGGGCCUUCCUGUGGUCCACUGCCCCAGCCACAUUAUUCCUGUCAGGGUGGCAGAUGCAGAGAAGAACACUGAGAUCUGUGACAUCAUGAUGUCUCGUUACAACAUCUACGUCCAGGCCAUCAACUACCCCACGGUGGCUAAAGGAGAGGAGCUGCUGCGCAUCGCCCCCACGCCGCUCCACGCUCCACAGAUGAUGCUCUACUUUGUUGAGCGGCUGGUGGAGACGUGGAAGGAGGUGGGUUUGGAGCUGAAGCAGCACUCCUCAGCAGAGUGUGACUUCUGCCAGCAGCCUCUUCACUUCCAGCUGAUGAGUGAGAGGGAGAAGUCCUACUUCACAGGUCUCAGUCACAUGAUUUCAGCAGUAGCUUGAUGUUACAUAAAACACUAAAUCCAAACAAGCUCCACCUUGUAGCAUUCUUAUUUAUUAUAUUUACUUUAAAUAUAUUGUGUGUAAAAUGUUUAGUGUCAGCAAUAAAUGUGUGU